Schistosoma rodhaini is the source of this 8997-nucleotide messenger RNA. Lineage: Eukaryota; Metazoa; Platyhelminthes; Trematoda; Strigeidida; Schistosomatidae. The record is from the annotation of a GenBank genome assembly.
GCAAACUGUAGUUUUGAUGCGUAGUUUGGGAUCAAAACAGUGAAUCUAACUCUACCAGAAACAAUAUCACUGUCCUUUUUAAAUAGCGCGCGUUCUAGAAUAUAAGCUGAAUCAUCACAUCAACAUUCCAUUUUUUUACCACUUACAUUGCCAAUUUCCCCAUAUAUUCCUUAUAUAGGGCUUCACCAUCAUAGUACGUGCAGUACGAAAAAUUAAUUGCUGUUAUACGACCUUCCGCAAGGCUUACUGACCUUGGUUCACCAGAACUGACAUUGAACACUGAGAUAGAAGUGUUGGUUUUGAAGCUGUCGACGUCACGAAUAAUGGAACAAGGACAAAAAACAAGGUAUUUACGACAACUUCCAAUCAUUUAGUAGCAGAGAUAGAGAUGGAACACCUCAGGCAAUGAGUUCUCCUCAAAUGACGUAUUAUGGGGGAUAUCCUGUAAAUCACGAUCAAAUGCAAAGUUCCUAUGUCGAUUAUGAUCAUAAUCCCUUCAAUAAUCCACCAAACUUUAGCUCAAACCAGGAUACCGAACAACCGCCUAUAAGUACAUUUCCUGCCUCCAAUUCUCACCCUGAACUAGGUGUUAAGUUCGAAGAGCCUACAGAUUUUCCCGUUAAUUCUUCAAUAAGUGGAAACUAUAGUACAAAUAACAAGAAUAUUGUAAACAGUUCACCCAGUUCUGGCUGCAAACCAGAGUCUUUGGCCAAUAGCGUUGAUAAUGCACUUCAGGGAGCAGGACUAUCGAAAAACGACAAUGCAAUACCUCCAAAAAUAGGAAAAGUCAGUCGUUCGGCUCAUCGACCCAAGUUACCUCAGCAAACACUUACAUCUAGUAGAAGUACUCAGAAAAUUCAUUCCAAGUCUAGAACCAAAACAACCCAUCAAGAAGUGUCCACCGAAUCUUCCAGUAAGGAUGUACAACAAUUCGAUCCUUUUGCUCAGUGGCAUCAGAUUAUGUUGCAGUACUACAGCCAAUUUUAUCCAGCGUAUCAAAUCGCCCCGCCACAGGUGCUACCUCAACAAUCUACCGCUCGCCUUUCUACGAAUAAGUCAUCGAAAACCCCUGCAAGUCAUACACUUAAUCCUACUAUAAAACAUGGACCUGAAGGAUUUCAAGUACCAUCUGUAAAUCAAACAGUACCAUUUGACUAUGCAAACUAUUACUAUCAAUGUUACGCUGCAGCUGCACAAUUUUGGUCUGGUGGUCAUCCAUAUCAAUUUUUCGGAACAGGUAUUCCUGAAACUCCACAUUUUUACAAUACUCCACAUAUAAAGGCUUGGAUUAGUUGUCCUGGCGUUAUUGUUCAAGUUUUACCUUCAAGGCCAAGGAAUGGAGAAUUUGCUAGAGUUGAAAUAAUUAAUCUGUUUGAGCUUGUCAAUGAAGCUGUGGCUGAUGCAAAGAGAAGAGCAUCAGACAACACUGCACACACUUGCGACUCUGAAUUUAGCCAACAACAACCAUCCGAACAAAAUACUCUUUUUAAUAUAACUGAUUCCGGAAUGCAAACACCAAGUCAACUCUCUAGUAUUGACGUUGGAGGUGCUGAAGACGAUGGUGAAGAAAUACGUGCCUGUGUCAUGGCUGCUGCAUGUUGGAAUCAAGCGGAGCAUCAGGUUUAUCCAGGACCAUUAAAUCGUGUAGGUACUCUGAAAGCCGACGUACUUGCUUUCUUACGUGAAAAGCUUACGGAAAUUCAAGAUCGCCUACCUAUCGAUUGGGAAUCUGCUGGCCUACUACUAAUGUUCCUUGAAACCUUGGUUAAAAAUAAUGGUAAUCUGCAGAUAUCAGAUCUUGUAAAUCUUUUACUGGAAGGACACAAGCCAACUACCGAUAGUUUUAGGAGUGGUUCCUAUGGGUAUUCUUCUAGUUCUUAUCUAGGAGUUCAGGUACCUGUACAAUAUACAGGUACUUUAAACAAUUAUAAUCAUCAGGUUGGAGAAUAUAUAAACGAAUCGUUAGCUUCGUUACCUGGAAGUCAAGUUACAAGUGGUCGAGAAAGUCCUGAAUCACAUUUCAAAAUAGACUAUGGAAGUAGUUUAUUACAACACAGCAAGGCAGCUUCAGAAACUGGAAGGAUGAGUUCUGUUCAAAAUAUUAUUCGACGUAUGGGAGGAGUUCAUAUAGGUGAAAGGGGAUUGCGCAGCCAGGAGUCGGAAGGCAAACUUCUGGAUCGUUUUCGUGAAUUGUUAAUGCAUGGCUUACCAAUGAAAGCGUUAGAACAUGCUUGUCGUUCUAAACUAUGGGGUCAUGCAUUUACAUUGGCUCAUCGGAUGGGUCCUUCAACAUUUGCUAAAGUAAUGGAUCGUUUUCUAAAUAAUGAUAUAUCAUUAUCGGAUCCUAUUCUUACAUUGUAUCAAUUAACUGCUGGAGAAAUGCCACAAUCUAUUAAUACAGCGGCUUAUGGACGAGGCAUAGAUAAUGGUGAUUGGAGACCGCAUUUAGCUAUGAUAUUGGCUGGUCACUCAUCACAAUCCGAUUUAUCACUUUUAGCCUUGGAACGUCUUGGUGAUGGUUUACUAUCACGAAAACAUGUUUAUGCUGCACACUUAUGCUAUUUACUGAUGAAUUCAUUGAAAAAUAUUGAUGAUAAACAGAGGGAAUUUCGUUUACCUGGUAAAAUCUGGUUAAUUGGUGUCCCUCCUAAUCACAUUACCAGUGGCGGUGAUGUUAUUAACAAUAUUUCCGAUGAAUUCCAGGAGGAUAAUAUUGCGUCAAAUCAUAUUUUAUCUCCAUUGUUCGCUACUUCAGAAGCUAUUCAACUCACUGAAAUAUAUGAAUAUUCUAUUCAAUUGGCUAACCGUAAAUUUCAUCUACGUCAAUUAAUGCCUUUUCGUCUUGUUUAUGCUAUACGACUUUUGGAUGCUGGUUUUAUUGAAAAAGCUUAUCGUUAUUUAACAGCUAUCGGGAAUGAGAUUCUUACUGAAUUUGAUGAAGGAAUAUAUCAACUUAAACAUCCAUUCGUUUGUAACAAUGAUCAUAAUAAUAAUACAUAUGUUGAUCCAUUAUUGUAUAGUUUAAUUAAUAAUUGUCUACGAUUAGCUGAACCAUUACAAUAUCAUCCAGAAAUUGAAAGCUUCGAUCUGUUACAAUCAUCAACGAAUAGUCAAUUAAUGGAUGAUUAUAAUUUUGGAUUUCAAUUUAAAAAUUCAUCAUAUUCUAUGCCUGUACAAAAUAAAAAUAAAAAUUGGAUUGAACGAUUAAAUCAAAUCUUUAAUCAAAUGAAUCAAAAGAUCGAUCAUCCACGCUAUAAACCAUCUGUAGUAAAAUCAAGAGAAAAUCCCAGUAAAGAUGUUCGUUUUACUAAUGAAGCUAAUGAAGCUAUAGAAUAUUCCGAUCAUAAUGAUCCUAGUCAUUAUCAUCAAUCAUCACAACCACUUCAACAGCAGCAGCAGCAACAACAACAACAACAACCACUUCAACAGCAACAACAACAACAACGUCAGUAUCAUCAAUUCAACAAAGAAUCAAAUUAUAAACCAUCCGUUGAACAUAGAUCUAAUGCCCAAACACUUGAUUCUUCUUCAUUCUUAUCAACAGAUAACAGAGAUCAACGUAAAGUUAAUAUUUUCAAUUCAAAUAGAAAUGAUAAAAAGGAUAUUCCUCAUGAAGUUAAUAAUAGUAAUAAUAAUAAUAAUGAACCAAAGAUCAUCUCAAAUUCUUCUAUACGAAAUAAUAGAAAUGAUCAAUUCGUAGAUUCUAAUCAAAAAAUGAAUUUAUCUAAUCAAUCAUCUAUUCAUCAAAGACAAUUGUUUAAUCACGAAUCAUUCAAUCAACAAUCACCAUCUUCAUUAUCAUCAGCACCACUUCAUGAAUACUCGUAUCAAUCAGAACCCUAUAAUCAAUUAUCUUCUCACUCAACAUCUAAUUUUAUUCAACAUAAUGAUCAUAUACAACAUAAUUAUUCUAUGAAUUCACCUAUUCAAUUGUCAAAUUAUCCAAUGUCCUUACAAUCAAAUCAGUCAAUGAAUUCAAUGUUACAAUCAUCAGUAACCGUUUCAAAAUCAUCAUCAUCAUCGUCGGUAACAACUACAUUGAAUGAAAUGAAUAGUUCUAUAUUUAUGCCGAUCAAUCAUCAAACUGAUUCACAACUAAUAAUAAAUAAUGAUAAUAAUUCAUUGGGUUAUUCUACAUUAUCUAAUCAGCAACCAUUUGAUUAUUUUGCAAAUAUUCAAAGUAUUCAGUCUCGUUCUCGUACAGUAUCCGGUAAUUCUGAAAAUAAUACUGUUAAUAUGACAAAUUCCACGACUGUUGAUCAAUUGGAUCCUUCAUCCAAUAAUAGAAGUUUAUUAUCUACAAAAUAUGAAACAUCAUUUACAAAUGAAUAUCAUUUUCAACAACAGCCACAUCAAUCUAUAUCUAAUUUAUCACAAAUGAAUUAUCUUCCACAACCAUCUAGACAUCCAUCUUCAAUGAUGAAUGAUAAUUUAAAAGAUUAUCAUAAUACUUUUGCUACUCCUACUACUGAUACUACUACUACUACUACUACUUUUACGACUAAUAGUAGUAAUGAACGUUUUACACAGGAUAAAUCAAAUGAUUUGGAUAAUUUAGAUAAGAAUGAACAACAAUCAAAAGAUGGUUGGUUAUCAGGUUGGUUUGGACGUCUCAAGAAAAAUGGUCCAAAGAAUAUUCAUCUACCGGAUGAUUCUAAGCCUUCUAUAGUUUGGGAUGAUCGCCUUAAACAAUGGAUUGAUGUGAAUGAUCCUGACGGAAGUGAAUCAAACAAAGUACCACCACCUCCGCCAGCGCCAGCAUCUUCAUUUAUUAUACCAAAAAAUGAUGACAGUUCAAUGAGUAAUAGUAAUAAUAAUAAUAAUAGUGCGCUGAAUCCACCUCUAUUUCCUACAUACCAUCCGGUCUCUGUUCCUUCAGGGUCUAUUUCAUCACGUACUAGCAAUUCACGAUCACGUUAUGUAAAUAUUUUGGCUAAUGACACUAUAGAAUCAGGAGCAAAUAAAUUGAUCAAUCCACUUCAACCCCCACUACCACAAACAAUUAACAAUCCACGUUCAUAAUAUUCAUGAAAUCUUUCAAUUUUGUGUGUAAUCUUACUUUUUUUUAAUAAUCUAUUCCAUCUAUUGGGUAGGUAGGUAAUCUUAUAUAUUUGUGUAUGUAUAUCCUGUUUUUGUAAUUUUGUUGUUAAUCUUAACCAAUUUACAUGUCGUAAUUUCAUUGUUUUACUCUAUGUUUUCAUCUCUCUAUCCCUCAUUAAAUUAUGAUGAAAUGUAGGUCUCUACAAUCAAAUUUUAUUUUUCAGAUAAUUAGAGAUUUUCAUUGUUGAAAUCAUGAGUCAAUUGAAGCUAGACCACCAUGGAAAACCUGGAAGCACUGGACGGCCGUUUCGUCCUACUGUGGGACUGCUCCUCAGAAGUGCGCAUCCACGAUCCUGCACUCGCGAGAUUUGAACCCAGGACCUAAGAGUCUCGCGCCAGAGCACUUUUAGUGGAAUAGUUAUUUAUUAUUAUUUAUUUGAACACAUAAAUAUUGGUACAAGGGGACACCAGAUAUAUAUGCGCCACACAAAAAUUAUCAUUUCAUUUAGUUGUGUGAAGGCUAUGAUACUGUCCGGGUGCCCAGACCGAAGCAGAUGGUUUUCUUAGGGGGUUACAGACCUGAAGGUGUGAUCAACAAGGCAGUGGGGCAACGUAAGGAGAUUCAGUCCCAUGGUAGCCGGUGACCAACAGUACGUUCAUACGCCGUUUGUUCGUUCAGGAUCCUGGAUCCCAUCUGCACUAUUGGUUUGAAAUUGUGGUUACUCAACUCCCCUAGUGGACUCACCGUAUCCACCAAGCCGGUUAAAGCGCCGGAUAUCCGCUUUUUGUCUUCUUAGUUUCGUAAAAAACACCUGUGGUGCGAGAAGGCAGUGAGUAAGACUUCCUUGUCAGUGGCUGUCUAAGCGUGGUCAUGUGAGAGCAUUUCGAGAGAGAGAGGGCGAGCUCUCUGCACUCUCCACCGUAUCAGGGCGUUUGGGGGCUUAAAUGAAUAGUUCAAGUGUGUGUUCAUAAUUUGUGGAGAUGUAUUAGUUAGUUAUUAUUACCUUAGAGUCCGAUACAAAUAUUCUUAAAUGUAAGUUGCCAUAUAAAAUCCUUACAAUAAUCGCUAAAAUGAGAUUAGAUAUUAAAAAAAUGAUUUGAAAAAGAAGAACUAGAUAUGAAGUAAUUCUAAAACUCGAGAUCUUAAAGGGAGACUAAAAGUGAAUUACAUUUGCUUCAUUUAGUUCGAUUCUGAAGUAUUUCAUACUAACGUCUCAAAUCACUGAUCACGUUUGUCUCCCGAAUCCCAAAUAAAUGGUGUGUCCCAAUCAAAAAACCUCAGACCAAUGGCCAUAUAUUUAUAUGACGUCGUGAUCUGAAUAGUCAUCGUUUUUUCCAAUCUACACGAGCGGGCAUUUUGCGUCAAAGCAAGCGGUAGCUUGGCCUAUGUAUAAUGCACAUCUCAACCAACCCAGUCAAUGAAGGUCCACUAACUCUUCAUCCGAUUUGCUGUUUUUGACUAGUAUCCUUCGUCUGAACUCAACACUAUUCAUUCGGUAAUGUGUACAGCUUGGAGACUGUUGUUAAUAAUGCGUUGUUACGCUGGAACUAAUCGUAAUAUUUAGGUCCAUAUGGGUAUCACUGUAGGUUUUUUCCAUAUAUAUUUUCACUUGUUCAUUUUUCAGUGAAGUUCAGUAUAUUUAUUGUGAAACCGGAAUCUGCUAUCUUCCACCGUGAAGAUCAACCCUGAGAUACAGGUACAUCCAUCUAGAUGUCACAUAGCAUGAAACGCGUUCCUUUGAAUAAACUGCUAACCACAGCCCAACUUUGCUAAAAGUUGUAAAUAUAUGCAAUCUUCUAAAGAUACACAGAUCCCAUUUGAGACUGGAAUUUCUUUAUAUCAACAAGAGGGAUACUUACAUAUAUGCGUGAUGCUCUAAUCGUGUGCAGUUUUAUAUUGUCAGUUUGCUUUCUCACUAUACUUUAAUGCAUAAAUUGUAACAUCUUAAACUCAUACAUAUUUAUGCCCAGACCUAUCACUAUCUAUGACUUUGGCUCACUUUAUUUAUUAACAUUUGCCAAAUGCAGAAUUGUUUUUAAUAGGCUUUUUGCAAAUUGACUAGACUUAUUAGUUAAAAUGCUUGAUUUAAUUGGAGCACAUAUCAGUAGAAUAACAGUCAGUUACAUAAAUCCGUUCUAUGCAAACAUGACUUACUCGAUGGAAUUCAUUGAGUUCAAAUACAAUUCACCCGGCAUGAUCAACAUUUUGUUUUGUAUGAUAUAAAGAACAUAUCUGCUUGAGUGUCAAUUAGUCAGUUAUACCCAGUACAGAACUUGAUACAUGUUUACAUUAGUUCAAGAUGUCAUAAAUCACUAGCAUAAUCAAAUGAAAUUGUCAAGACAAAUCUCAGAGUAUUGGUACAAGGAAGCACCACAUACAUAUGCGCCGCAUAAAUCUCAUUUGAUUUGUGUGAGGGCUGUGAUAUUGCUCAGGUGACCAAAUCGAGACAGUUGGUUUUCUUAGGGGGCCACACCCCGAGCCUUUGACCUAAAGAUCUGGUCCACAAGGCAGUGGAGCAUCGUGAGGAGAUACAGUCCCAUGGUAGUCGGUGACCAAUAAUAGGUUCAUACGACAUUUGUUCCUUCGGGAUACUGGAGCCCAUGCAGUAUUGGUUUGGAAUCAGGGUUUUCCAACUCCCCUAGUUGGACCCUCCGUGUUCACCAACCCGGUUAAACCGCCGGACAUAAGUAACAGAAUUAGUGGGAAUAGAAAAGAUUAAGCAUAGAUAAUAUGAUUUGAGAAGGAAAAAUAUGGAUUAAUAGGAUGAAAAUUUUAAAUUGUAAUUUAGAAACUAAGAAUCCAGGAGCCUGCAUCAUUGUAGACAAUUUUGAACUAUCGCUCAGAGUCUCAACCGUUGGUUAUAAUAAUCACAUGGACUACGACUAAAUAGUCUGUACUUGUCUCCAUCAACAAAUAAGUUUUUCAGUAUGGAGUUGUAGAGAUAGUUAGAUUUAUCUGAGAUCACGAACCGAUCUAUGUUGGACAACUAUUGAAUACCUGAAAACACUGGACAGUUGUUUUGUCUUAGUAUCGGACUCCUGAGUAGUGCAUAUCCACAAUCUCACAACCUUGUUGAGUGUGAGGAUAAUACUCACCGUAUGGAAAGAUGGUAGCGCGAUAUGAUAAGCGUAUUAAAGUUAGACUUGUAAAACAUUGGACCCCGAUUUAUUAAUCUGGUUACAGUAAUCACGCCUAGAUCUUAUAUCUGAUUUUUUUUAAACCUAUUGUUUAAUCUCGCUAAAAAAUAACCUACGUUUCCUUUUCUUUUUCAGUAACUAUCCUCCUCCAAACUGUUGUAUUCAUAAUAUCACACUUGUGAAUCAUGUGUCUAUACACAUGUACUCAGUGAAUCUUGUGUCCUCUCCCAACUAAAAUAAAGGGGGGGGGGUUUCAAAGCACAAAUACAAAGAAAAAGAACUUUCCUUUUUUUUAUAUCUUCCAGCUAAAUAAAUAUCUAGUUUAUAUACGAUUGACUUGUUUAAUUAGUUAUUUCCCAUUUGUUUGUUUUUUAUUUGUUAAUAAACUCUUUUCUUUCUUCUACUCUGGAAUGGUGUCAUGGAAGUUAAACUAUUUCCCACCUUACUUUCACAUAUGGUUACAGUUCAUUAAUUUAAUAUUGUUAUUAUUUCAAUGGUAGACAAUGAUUCCUUAAUCUGUGAUGUUGUUGAUACUUCGUAAUCACACUAUCUUGUUUUCGCUUUCUUGUUUGUCUUUUGCUGAACAUUUUGUUCAGUUGUCAAUAUUGAUGAAAUUCUUCCUUCGUAACUCUCUCUCCUUCAUUUUUUUGAAAUCUCUAUUUAUGAUAGUUAAUCUGUUGCGAGAAUAUCCACAGAUUAAAACGAAAAGUACACACACUGACAAAAAAGUUUUUUUUUUGAUUUCCCCCUAUUUUUAACCGGUAUUUCUUUUGGUGUAUAUGCGUGAAAAAUAGAUCACAAAUACACAUGGAUAAAUUC